CAACGGUCAAGAUUCACUCAGGAAGAGCUAAAGGUAACGUUAAAAGCACCCUCUCUCUCAAGGAGAUAAACCUACUACUCGCUUCAGCUGCUCCCCAGUUUCUUAUCCGUGGUGCUUCUCCUCCUCUUCGCUUCACUUCUCUUGAAAAGAUGGCAUCAACCUUCACUGCAACGUCUUCCAUUGGCUCCAUGGUUGCUCCAAAUGCCCACAAAACGGAUAAGAAGCUUAUGAACAAGUUGUCUUCAAGCUCUUUCGGGAGGAGGCAGAACGUGUUCCCCAAGCUCAGAAGAUCCAGUCCUGCAGUUGUAUGUGCAGCCAAGGAGUUACAUUUCAACAAAGACGGGACUACCAUCAGGAAGCUUCAAGCUGGUGUCAACAAGCUUGCAGACCUUGUUGGUGUGACACUUGGACCUAAAGGGCGAAACGUUGUUCUUGAGAGCAAGUAUGGAUCACCAAGAAUUGUUAAUGAUGGUGUGACUGUUGCUAGGGAGGUUGAAUUGGAAGACCCUGUUGAGAACAUUGGUGCCAAACUUGUUAGGCAAGCAGCUGCCAAGACCAAUGAUCUGGCCGGUGAUGGUACCACAACAUCUGUGGUUCUUGCACAAGGUUUUAUUGCUGAGGGUGUCAAGGUGGUGGCUGCUGGUGCAAACCCUGUAUUGAUCACUAGAGGCAUUGAGAAGACAGCAAAGGCUUUGGUAGCCGAGCUCAAGAAAAUGUCUAAGGAGGUUGAAGACAGUGAGCUUGCAGAUGUGGCAGCCGUUAGUGCCGGUAACAAUGCAGAAAUUGGAAGCAUGAUUGCUGAAGCAAUGAGCAGAGUGGGCAGGAAGGGUGUGGUGACACUUGAGGAAGGCAAAAGUGCAGAGAACGCUCUCUACGUGGUAGAAGGAAUGCAAUUUGAUCGAGGUUAUGUCUCUCCUUACUUUGUGACAGACAGCGAGAAAAUGUCAGUUGAGUUUGACAAUUGCAAGUUGCUUCUUGUUGACAAGAAAAUUACCAAUGCAAGGGAUCUUGUUGGUGUUCUGGAGGAUGCAAUUAGAGGAGGAUACCCAAUUUUAAUAAUUGCGGAAGACAUUGAGCAGGAGGCUUUAGCGACCCUUGUUGUUAACAAGCUUAGAGGCACACUGAAGAUUGCAGCUCUCAAAGCUCCAGGAUUUGGAGAGCGCAAGAGCCAAUACCUUGAUGAUAUUGCCAUCCUCACUGGAGCGACUGUGAUUCGUGAGGAAGUUGGUCUUUCACUUGACAAAGCUGGAAAAGAGGUUCUUGGACAUGCAGCAAAGGUUGUCCUCACUAAGGAGACUUCGACCAUUGUGGGUGAUGGGAGCACACAGGACGCAGUGCAAAAGCGUGUUACACAAAUUAAGAACCUUAUUGAGCAAGCAGAGCAAGACUAUGAGAAGGAAAAACUGAAUGAGAGAAUUGCAAAGCUCUCUGGUGGAGUUGCUGUGAUUCAGGUCGGAGCACAAACUGAGACAGAACUCAAAGAGAAGAAACUGAGAGUUGAAGAUGCUCUUAAUGCUACAAAGGCUGCUGUUGAGGAAGGAAUUGUGGUUGGUGGUGGUUGUACUCUGCUUCGUCUUGCUUCCAAGGUGGAUGCCAUUAAAGCCGCCCUUGACAAUGAUGAAGAAAAGGUUGGAGCGGAUAUCGUGAAAAGAGCACUGAGUUACCCUCUGAAACUGAUUGCCAAGAAUGCAGGAGUCAAUGGAAGCGUUGUUAGCGAGAAGGUGCUUUCUAACGAUAACGUGAAGUUCGGUUACAAUGCUGCAACCGGCAAGUACGAGGAUCUAAUGGCUGCAGGAAUCAUCGAUCCAACUAAGGUUGUGAGAUGUUGCUUGGAACAUGCAGCUUCGGUUGCAAAGACAUUCUUGAUGUCUGACUGUGUCGUUGUUGAGAUCAAGGAGCCUGAGCCACUUCCCGUAGGCAACCCAAUGGACAACUCAGGUUAUGGAUACUGAGGAGAUGCGGGAAUAAAGUAACUCUGCCGGAAAUUGAUUCCUUUUAGCUUUUGUAAUAGAUGAGCAAGUUGUAUUGAUUUUGAACAAAAGAAUGUGUGCUCUGUACUGAAAUUUUGAACCAAUCGUAUGAAUAAAUCAUGAUUCCUUAGUAAUUCAAAGUUACAAACCA
Messenger RNA from Brassica oleracea var. oleracea, 2121 nucleotides. RefSeq names its product ruBisCO large subunit-binding protein subunit beta, chloroplastic. Gene Ontology annotation, cellular component: cytosolic ribosome; chloroplast stroma. The record is from RefSeq and is a predicted model, not a curated record. The transcript is spliced from 15 exons. Bases 150 to 1952 code for a protein of 600 amino acids. Gene Ontology annotation, molecular function: ATP-dependent protein folding chaperone; ATP binding. Gene Ontology annotation, biological process: protein refolding. NCBI's taxonomy places the organism in Eukaryota, Viridiplantae, Streptophyta, Magnoliopsida, Brassicales, Brassicaceae.